CUCUCUCUCUCUCUCUCUCACACUCUCCACCCCCCCACCGCCCCUCCUCUCUCUCUCUCUCUCUCCCUUGCUCUAUCUUUCAUACUCUCUGCUUCUUUCCUGCUCUCACUCUUUCCCUCACUCUCUUGCUCUGCACUUCUUCUCGGUGCUAUGUCAGGCCAGACCGCACCGAGAGCCACAGGCAGCCCGGAGGACGGAGCUGAUCUGUCCACCAACGAGAAGAUACUGAGGGAUUGUCACCAGCUCUACACAGCCCCAGAACGCGGACUCAUCACGAUCGGCAAACACCUGGGUGAGAAGCUCCAGGCUCAGAACAGGAAGAUAACAGUGAUGGUGAUGGGGAAUCACUCGGCUGGGAAGAGCUCAUUCAUCAACUGGUACAUCGGGGAGUCUGUUCAGAGAACAGGGGUCGCCAUCGAAACCCAGGCCUUCAGUUUCAUCACCAGUGGCCGAAAGCGAGAAUCUUUAACUGGAAAAUCAACCCUCCAUCUGUACCCACAGUUUAAAGACCUGGAGGAGAUUUCAGGUUUGACAGAUCACCUGAGCACCGAGAUUUGCCCCUCACGGCAGAGAGACUUCAAUCUGGUAACGUUUAUUGACACUCCGGGUUUGGUGGACGGAGAGAUGACAUAUCAGUUUGAUGUGGAUGAGGCUCUUGUUCGCAUCGGUGAAAAGGUUGAUCUUAUUUACGUGUUUUUCGAGCCAAUGGGACAAGCUUUGUGUAAGCGGACACUGAGCGUGGUGGAGAAGCUUAACCAUAAGCACGCGGAGAGGCUACGGUUUUACCUGAGCAAAGCUGACACGGCUGGAAAUGAGUGUGAUCGGCAGCGGGUGUUAAUCCAAGUCACUCAGCAACUCUGCUCUAAACCAGGACUUAACCAGUGCGGAUUUGAUAUGCAAACCAUCUACAUCCCUGAUUUGAGCCAGCUCAGCAGCUGUGUGAAUCAGAUUGAGGAGACCUGCAAAACCAUCACUAAGAGUGUAAACCAGGCCGUGCAGACAGCAUUAGAGCAGCUGGAAAGCGACUGUGAGCUCCUGUUGCAGAGGACAAACCAGAGGCUUCUGAAGGACAGGGAGCUGGUCCAGAGGAGCAGACGCGGUUGGAUGAGACGCCGCCUGUUCGGUUGCCUUGCUUACCUGGUACCCAUCUCCUGGUUGGCUGCUGCCAUUGUCCCCCUCCUGGCCACACAAACCAUCUCCCUCGCGACGGGAGAGAGACUGGCCGAGGCGGCCCAGCUCCAUGCGAUGCUGUCUGACCUGCUGAGUGUACCCAGCGACCGCUGAUUUUGUUUCAGAUUUCCAGCAUCUGCAGUGAUUUGUGUUUUAGCAAACGGUUUAUCAUUCGGAUGAUGAAAUAGAUACAGACAGAGAGCGACAGACAGACAGACAGACAGAGAGAGACAGACAGACAGACAGACAGAGACAUAAACGGACAGACAGUCUGUGUGAUUUGUAUAUGUUCAAGCACAUUAAAGGUCCAUUGGUUUAAAUGUGCAGCUUGAACAGACACAAUAGACCGGGUGGAUAUAAUUUGUAUCAUUGUAAGCUCCACAUUUAAAGGUUCUUUGGUUUUACGCGCCAUCGCGCUCAAGGAAAUAAGAGGGAAAGUCCUGAUGGAGAAGGGUGGUGACGUGGUGACCGAAGGCCCACCACAGGCUCGGGGAGGGGAUGACUUUGCAGCCCUCUGGGAGGUCGGCAACACUGUCUGCCGUGUUAACACUGUUUUUGUCGCUCUCAGCGCCGGCUGGCCGCGGUGUGGGCUUGGCUGAGUGGAGACAGUCCUCUGUUGGCCGUCGCCAU
Molecule: messenger RNA, 1800 nt
Organism: Callorhinchus milii (elephant shark)
Lineage: Eukaryota; Metazoa; Chordata; Chondrichthyes; Chimaeriformes; Callorhinchidae
Exons: 10
Coding region: 151-1284 (377 amino acids)
Molecular function (GO): GTPase activity
Source: RefSeq, a predicted model, not a curated record